This is a messenger RNA of Nerophis lumbriciformis (worm pipefish), 2509 nucleotides long. RefSeq lists its product as uncharacterized. Gene Ontology annotation, cellular component: extracellular matrix. The record is from RefSeq and is a predicted model, not a curated record. NCBI's taxonomy places the organism in Eukaryota, Metazoa, Chordata, Actinopteri, Syngnathiformes, Syngnathidae. Gene Ontology annotation, biological process: binding of sperm to zona pellucida; egg coat formation; positive regulation of acrosome reaction. Gene Ontology annotation, molecular function: acrosin binding.
UGCGCCUGACGUCAUGCUGCUGCUGUGCUGCGUCUUCCUGCUGUGCUGCCGUCCCGCCGCGGGGGGUCCGCCCUGGCCCGGGAGUCAGUCUCCGGGGGUCCAGGAGGACUCGAGUCAGUCUCCGGGGGUCCAGGAGGACUCGCGUCAUCUCCUGCCGGUGUUCCGCCACUCGCGCCGGCCUCUCGUGGCCAAAGAGCUGCUGCGACCAUCUUCCCGCCGCACGCCACUUCCCGCCCAACUCGCCGCGCUCUUCUUCCCGCGGGAAAGUCCGGGCCGGAAGUGGCCGCCGGCUGCCAGAGUGCGUCCGGUGGAGGUUUGGUGCGGCAUGAAGGAAGUCCUGCUUCGCCUGGACCGCCUGCAGCUGCGCGCUUGGCCCGUUCCGGCUCGGUUCCGUUUGGGUUCUUGUCAGGCCGCCAACGUGACCUCGGACUUUCUCUGGUUCCGGUUCGCCCUCACGGACUGUGGCGCCAAAUCUCAGGUGUUUGCUGCUCAGCUGGUGUAUACUUUUACUUUGUACUACACUCCUCCACCACAACUACAAGUACUACGUGUACUACCAUUUGUACUACCCAUCCACUGCCAGUACAACAGGUUCCAUUACUCAUACCAGGUGGGCUUCACACCUGAACUCCAGCAGCUGACCUUCAUGAAGAAUGUCAGAAGUCAGAUGACCUUCAGCCUGAAAGUCUGCACAGAUGAUUGGGAGUCCGUCCCGACCGACCACUCGUUUGUGUUGGGAGAAUCUGUGAAUUUUGUAGCUGAGAGCGGACACGUGUUGCCAGGUGAGACCCUCUUUGUGGACUCCUGCUACGUGACCAGCUCCAAGGAGCCCAACAGCGUGCCCAAAGUGGACAUCAUCAGCAACUAUGGUUGUUUGACAGACGGUCUAAGGGUUGCCAGUUCCUCCAAGUUCUGGUCAAGAAAGGCUAACAUGCUCAAGUUUUCAAUCGAUGUUUUUCUCUUCCGAAACCUCUCCCAGGUACUGUACCUCCACUGUUCAAUGUCAGUCGCUCUCACCAUUUCCCACAACUCCAAGUCCUGCAACUACAACAAAUCUACUGGCAGGUGGGAGGAACUGCAGGCACCACCUUCAGUAUGCUCCUGCUGUACUUCCACAUGUGGGGACAUGCAGGACUCUGUGAAGAACAUUGUCAGCAGUCCUGGCUGGCGGACUCGCCAACAAGAUGACGACAGCAUGAAGGUGAUAGCUUCUCAGGGCAAGGAAUGGGUGGAAAGGGGAAAAAAAGUGGACCUUAUAAUGCUGGACACUUCCUGGAUGGAGACGGACUAUAAGACUGAGGAGACCGUUGAAGGAGACCAAGAACCGAGGCUGGAGACCAUUGAAGGAGACCAAGAACCGAGGCUGGAGACCAUUGAAGGAAACCAAGAACCGAGGCUGGAGACCAUUGAAGGAGACCAAGAACCGAGGCUGGAGACCAUUGAAGGAGACCAAGAAGCGAGGCUGGAGAUCAUUGAAGGAGACCAAGAACCGAGGCUGGACACCAUUGAAGGAGACCAAGAACCGAGGCUGCACACAUUCAUCAACAAUGAUGGCACAACUUACCAGCAGGGCUGGAUGGAAGAACAACACACUGACGGCCAAAAAAUGGAACCAACACCAGAUCCCAGGGUUAUGUUGGAUCAAGAGAAGGCCACCAAUGGUUGGAUGGACAACAGUACACAGAAUCCCAGCCUUGUUGGGGAUCUUGGCUCUGCGGGAAACAUUUCCUCUAAUGUGAUUUCCCUUGUGGAGCUGUUCUGCUCUAAUAUUGAUGCAAACCGCUGCCUGCCCACAGGUGAUGCAUUGAAGGGUCCAAGCGGGCAGAACACGGAGGAAAUGAACUUUCCUGCCUCAGCUGAGAGCCCACCUGUGUCAAAUAUGUUGGACAACAGUCAGUCUACUAUUGUGUCCUUGGACAGACCGGUAGAAGACUUACCAGAGCCAACAGAUGACUACGUUAGCAGUAAAGACCUAGACGGACUUAACGAUUGGUUUCAAAGUGGACAGAUCAGAGGUUUGGAAUGGGACCAGUUGGCCCAGUUCAGACACCUGAUGUGUGCUGAAGGCUUGCUUGAGCAGACUGAUUGUAAUUCUGAAGGUGAAGAAGGUGAAGCUCUCUACCGUGGCAGCUUGGACGUGGCAGUCAAGACAAGUGAAGAACGGAACCAGUACUUUGGUGCCGGUCCAGGUUUGAGGGUUUCAGAGGAAGUGCUGGACAAGCCCCGACACUCUGCAGUGGUAAUCGUUACAAGUGGGAUGGAAGAGAGCGGCCACAUACCUGACCAGGUGUGGGGCUAGCAAACUUUGGACUAACGUGGACAGAAUGUAGAUUCUUUGAUUGUGUCCGUGCUCGGGAGUUAAACUUCUAAAAACACAACUAGUGGACGUCUUAAGAGUAUAAACACUUUCAAUGCCAGAAAGUCACCUGUGUUUUUUAUUGCAAUCAACCACCAAUUAAUCUCACUUUAAUUGUUUUUUUCAUGGGGAGCAAUAAAUAUUCAGUAAAAU